AUGGCGACAGCAGCGGCACCAGCGGUGAUUUCAUGGACGAGAACGGGAUUGGUGUGCAAAUCCGCACAGACACAGAGCAAAUCUGAGAUGAAAGUUUCAUUCAUAAGAGGACUUAAUUCUUAUGGCGGUCUCAAGGCACAGAACAACAAGGUUGUCUCCAUGGGAUUACCAAUUUGCACAGAACAGUGUUUUGCCGAUGUUGUGAUAUCUCUUAAGGGACGAAGAAGUGGUGGAGGAGCCGUAACCUCCACUUGUAACGCUGUCGGAGAGAUUUUCAAGAUUGCAGCAAUCAUGAACGCUCUUACUCUUGUUGGUGUUGCAGUUGGAUUCGUUCUUCUUCGAAUCGAAGCUUCUGUUGAGGAAGCCGAGUAA
Molecule: messenger RNA, 372 nt
Organism: Thlaspi arvense
Lineage: Eukaryota; Viridiplantae; Streptophyta; Magnoliopsida; Brassicales; Brassicaceae
Source: the annotation of a GenBank genome assembly